Ictalurus punctatus (channel catfish) is the source of this 3934-nucleotide messenger RNA. It is a transcript of the gene mgrn1b, whose product is annotated as mahogunin, ring finger 1b. The coding region runs from base 446 to 2005 and encodes 519 amino acids. The transcript has 17 exons. The record is from RefSeq and is a predicted model, not a curated record. Gene Ontology annotation, biological process: negative regulation of G protein-coupled receptor signaling pathway; endosome to lysosome transport; protein ubiquitination. Lineage: Eukaryota; Metazoa; Chordata; Actinopteri; Siluriformes; Ictaluridae. Gene Ontology annotation, molecular function: ubiquitin protein ligase activity. Gene Ontology annotation, cellular component: cytoplasm; early endosome; nucleus.
UUCUUGUUUGUAACCAGCUCCCAUUUCCUCGUUUGUUGUUGUUUAGUGUGGGAAUUUUAUCAUAAACAAAGUUAUACCGAAAACUACAAGUCGGUUUGACUGGAUCAUAUUUUUUUGUUGAUGUCGAUGCUUCUUAAUAAUUUCACAGGUAGCCAAGUAUUAAAGUACCAAAACCAUAAGGCUAGAGCUGGAUUAGCUUUGAGGGGGUUAUUUUAGAGCUUAGCUGGACAGCUGUGUGUUUUCCCUCGACCGCUGGACGAGUCGAACGGUCGGUCAGCGCCUGUAGAUUAGGGAGAUAAAGUCUGUUAAUCUACCCAGCGUGUUUUUUUUAACAUUACAUGAUUAUUUGAGCGAACUCAAGGGAAGCGAUUGCUCGGGGGAAACCCUGAAGAAGCUGUCGUUAGCCUGCUAACCAGUUCAGUCGUGUACGCGUCGUUGCUGAAUCAUGGGCUCGGUGCUCGGCCGGAGGAUCGCCGGUGUGGAGGAUAUUGAUAUCCAGGCGAAUUCUGCUUAUAGAUUUCCUCCAAAAUCGGGGAAUUACUUUGCAAGUCACUUCUUCAUGGGAGGCGAGAAGUUUGACACCCCUCACCCUGAAGGUUACCUGUUCGGUGAGAACAUGGAUCUCAAUUUCCUAGGCAACCGUCCAGUCCAGUUUCCUUAUGUGACCCCGGCACCGCACGAGCCUGUGAAGACUUUGAGAAGCCUUGUCAACAUAAGGAAGGACUCAUUACGACUUGUCAGAUAUAAAGAUGAUGGUGAUUCAACUACUGAGGAAGGAGCGAAACCCAAGUCUUUAUACGGCGUGGAGUUCACCUUUGACUCAGACGCCCGUGUAGCGAUCACUAUCUACUGCCAGGCGUUUGAGGAAUUCUCCAACGGAAUGGCGAUUUAUAAUCCCAAGAGUCCUGCUAUGGGGUCUGAAACGGUGCACUACAAGCGAGGAGUGAGCCAGCAGUUCUCCUUACCCUCCUUCAAGAUCAGUUUUUCUGAAUGGAAGGAGGAAGACCUAAACUUUGACCUGGACAGAGGUGUUUUUCCCAUGGUCAUCCAGGCAGUAGUGGAUGAAGGAGACGAUUGUUUGGGACAUGCACAUGUGCUGUUAGCUGCAUUUGAGAGGCAUGUUGAUGGCAGCUUCUCAGUGAAGCCUCUAAAACAGAAACAAAUUGUGGAUCGGGUUAGUUACCUGCUCCAGGAGAUCUAUGGCAUUGAAAAUAAGAACAACCAGGAGACAAAGCCGUCUGAUGAUGAGAACAGUGACAACAGUAACGAGUGUGUGGUGUGUCUGUCAGACCUGCGGGACACGCUCAUCCUGCCCUGUAGACACCUGUGUCUUUGUAACUCAUGUGCAGAUACACUACGCUACCAGGCCAACAACUGCCCCAUCUGCAGACUACCUUUUCGUGCCCUGCUGCAGAUCAGAGCAGUGAGGAAGAAGCCUGGAGCGCUUUCUCCCAUCUCUUUCAGCCCUGUAUUGGCUCAGAGCAUGGACCAUGAUGAGCACUCGAGCACUGACUCGGUUCCUCCUGGCUUUGAGCCCAUUUCCCUGUUGGAGGCUCUCAAUGGCCUCACUGCCAUGUCCCCUGCUGUGCCAUCAGCACCUUUAUACGAUGAGAUCAACUUCCCGGGCAGCCUGAGUGGGGACAGCAGGCAGCUGAGUUCUCCUGAACACUCUGGAGAAAGCAGCCUUCAAAAGGGCAAAGUCAGCAAGUCACCUGACAGCACGCUACGCUCACCUUCGUCACCAAUCCAGGAGGAGGACGAGGAGAAGCUGUCCGAGAUGUCUGACGCACAGGCCCACACCCUGCUGUCCAGCAGUCCAGCUCCGACUGAGGGCACUGGUGCAGAGGAUGUGCCUGACUCUCUGUCUCCAGAAGACGAGGACAGGGUGAAUUCUGAGGGAGAAAUUAUACCUGACUGCAUCAGCGAGCGCAGCAGCCUGACCAAAGCCGAGAGCGACCCACCAGCUCUAGGUCCUGAUUCCUGCUCUAUUGGUAUGGAAGAGUAACUCUGGUUCGUCGGGCUCCAUGGAGAGUUUGAUUACUCGGAGCACAAGCUGCUCUAGCCAGCCGCUGCUCUGUCCCAUGAGCACUUUGCACAUGGAAGAUGAAUAACCGGACCUUGAUUCACCCCCCCACCCCCACCCCCGAUCUCCCUGAUCUCCCUGAUCUCCCUGAGGCUUCAUCUAGAGACCCUGCCCAGAACCUCCCUUAAUGGUGACUUCUGCAGCCCUAUUCACAUAGCCAUCAACAGCAAUUUCUCUUACUAUCCAGUGUCUAGUCACUUAAAUAGUACAACUGUUUCUGUAUUUCACUCGUCUCCUUUUUUUUCACCUGAAUAUUCUUUAGUGCAUUUUAUUUAUUUGGAAAUGUUGUCAAAUCCAGCAUAGCAAACUGGAAGUUGGGAAAUAAGAGGAAAUUAGGGUAAAUUAUUGAUGGUCUUAACAUGGAGCUUUUGAGUCAUUAAUGGAAAAAAAAUAUAUAUAUUCAAAUAUUAGGAGUAUUACUACAGAAGCAACACUAACCUGAUACAGUUCACGUUUAAAGCACAACUUAAUAUCCAGUGUUGUUCCAAAACCUUCUGAAGACUAAUAAAAGCAGUGUUGAUUAUAAUAUAGAGAUAUGUAUAAUACAGAUCUGUAACUCAGUGAAUUUGAUACAAAGGCACGUUUUAUAGCACGUCUGAUUUUUUUUUAGAGUGAACUCUUGUUUUGUUUUUCCGUUUUACUGAGCGAUGGAGGGAAUCUCCAGAACUGGGACCUUGUUUAAGAUGUGUGUGCGUAUGUAUGUAGUGUACAGAGUUUUGCUUUCUUAUCAGUUUUAUGACCAAAUAUAUCUAUAUUAUGUGUAUUUGCACUUUCUCCUACAUAUAUUCUGUAGAGCUUAUUACACUACGGUGUGUGUGUGUGUGUGUAAGGGAGAGAGAGCAAGAGCGUGCAAGCACGAGAGAGUAUAGAAAGAGAGAGAGCGAGAGAGAGCGAGUCAUUCCUUUCAUGUAUCUUGUGAAAGAGAAAUGCAGUUAAUCUGCUACGUGGUCAACAAGACAUUGUGAACACUCCAUACAGAUGUUAUAUACUGUAUAAUAGGAUAUCUCAAUCCUUAUGUCAGAAGAGAUAACUCAGCGACUCAAAUCAUUUAAUCAUUUGCCUCAUAACACGUAUUCGUUCCAUCUCCUCCAGUCCGGCGCACCACGAUAUACAAUGCAAAUGCUUUGUAAAUGCAGCAUUAUGCAUAGAGGUCUAUGUGCCUUUAAAAACAAGCCUGGCUACUUAGUGCUUUGAGCUGUUCGGUCCUUGUGAUUUCAAGAUCACCUCUGGAGGCUAGAGACGUGUAUGUUCUUUCAACUUUCCAUAUAUGGCCACACGCUGAAACACUCUAGGCUUAAUAUCGUUUCUAUUAUACUAAGUGACUAUUUCGAAAAAGGGUUAAACCAGUGUUUUAUGAUUAAUUAAACGGCCACAAUAUUAGAUGGUUUUAUUAAUUGAUACUUGUUUGAUUUAUUUGUGUGUGUGUGUGUGUGUGUGUGUGUGCACACAUGUGAAGGCUGUUGGGUGUGAUCUGAAUAGAUUUCUAAUUAACACCUUGCUGUUUUCUCUGUAAACAGAUUAUUAACGUGCAUAUGCAAUAUUGAUAAGUGGCUUUAUGUAAAGAUCAGACGAAGCUCUGCAUGGCGUGUAAAUAAAGACGACCUAUUUAACACUCUUUAUCUGUGGAAAAAACGCUUACUUUUCUCCCUCUGAUAAUGUGCCAUUUCAGCCUGAUGAUCCACUGUGCCUUCUUGUAUCCCCUCGUAAUCUUAUCAGCCUGGUAUCCAGGAUGUUAACAUCGAGACAGCUGUGGUUCUCAAGCUCAGCAUUAACGUUAUGUUGUGUUCAAGUGUGUGCAGUGUAAAAGUGCAUGUAAAUUGAUCAAUAAAAAUUAAUUCUUCAUUAACUCUA